Entamoeba invadens IP1 is the source of this 138-nucleotide messenger RNA. RefSeq lists its product as hypothetical. The transcript has a single exon. The record is from RefSeq and is a predicted model, not a curated record. NCBI's taxonomy places the organism in Eukaryota, Evosea, Mastigamoebida, Endamoebidae. The annotation marks the transcript as partial.
AUGGUGUUUACCAAUUUUCAACUUUUGCUUAUCAAAGAAAAAAGUCUGUUAUUUUCUAUGGGAAAACUGCAAAAUGAAAAAAAUUCACUCAGACUUUAUUAUUUUUUUUUUCAAAAAGUGGCGAAUCAUUUCAUUUUU